AUGUAUCAGCCCCUCAUUGAUAUACUUUAAAAGAAGGGAAAGAUAGUCACGAGUGAGACUGGAGAAGUGCUAGUAGAAAUUAAAGACGUUUUUUAAACUCUACACUCAACUGAAUUCCUGAACAUCACUCCUCUUUUUCUAAACCAUAGAGAGACCUAUGCCAAUAUAAAACUUAUAAUAACAUCAGUGAUAAUAACAAGAAGAGCUUAUUUAUCAGGAGAUGAAAUAAGGCAAGGUAUUAUCGCUUAUACUCUGAUUUCACGCGAGUGUAAAUCUGAAUGGCUUCCUAUGUACGUCGAAAAAAUAAUCAAAACAUUCAGAAUGGUAAAUAAAACAGUCAGUGAAGUGGUGUUGAAAAAGUGGUUUGAGCAUGUCCGCAGCAAUCUUGAAUGUAACAUGGAAUCUAGGAUAUAGGUAGAAAAGGAGAUUAAGCAAAAGAAGCUAGAUGUUCCAUUUCUGCUUCCUCAUGAAUUUCUAUUCCUGCUGUGUAACUGUUCUAAUAGGUUAGAAACCAUUAGCAGAUUACAUAAUCCCGAAUUGGUCUCUGUAAAAGGCAAUAUCUAUUAAUGGGAGCUAUCUAACCCACUUAAUUAGGGCACUUUUCAUUAAUCACAUAUUCAUCUAUUGCCCUAGACAGCUUUCACUAACUAGGCUCCUCAUAUUAUAAUCACUAACACACUAAAUAAGGAAGCAGAGGAGAAGAAUAUUAGAGUUAUGGGAAUGAAGCCUUAGUAAAGUUAAAACCAAAUCUCUGUUAUUAAUUCUCAGAGUAAUGAGUAGAAUAAAAGCCCGAGCAAGAGUAAAUUAUUAUAGGUCAAAGCAGCACACGGAUCUUCAGGCUUUGCACAAUAGCUUGAUGAAAUGAAGACUGAUCUUAAAAACAUGAAGCAUAGUGCUGUAGCUGUACUUGGUAAUGCCAAAAAGUUCUUGCAAAGAUUCUAGAGUCCUUACCUAGAAAUUAUUUAAAAUGCAAGUUAGGGAACUAUCGACAGAAUAAAUUCUCCACUAAAAAAUAAGGAUAAUGUUUUCUUAACAUAACCAGCAUUAUCUUAAGAUUUAAGAGAUUCACCAGAAAAGAGGAAGAGACCUUAAACAGCAAAGAUUCCUCUUUCCAAUAGAUAAAUAUAGGAACGCAAUAGAACUUUUAUGCAUGUAUCAAAGAUUAAUCUUAAGAGAGCGCAAGCACUUAAGCAGUAAGAGAUAGCCUCAUCAGUAUAUCGACCACCUGAUAAGAACACAAUGAGGUCUUAAUUCAGCGAGAUUUUCAGUGAGAAAGAUCAGUUUAAGGAGUGCCAAGUUAUGGGUAGAAAUCUAGCUUCUCUGAAUGUUAGUAAAAGCAGAGAAAGUCUGAAUAUACAAAAGAAAGCGACCGAAAGAAUAAAGAACUGGAUGUUUGAUGAGCUUAAUAAAUAUGAAGAGGCCUAAACAGAGAAAAGUAAGGCCAUGGCGACAACAGCUAUAGAUGGUAAUAGUGAAGCAUGCGGAGUUGGAGUAGGAAGCUCUAAAAAGUUUGAAAAAAUGCUAGAUUAUGUACAAAACUUCUCUAAAUAAGUCUCGUAUUCAAGUAUGCCCAAAAGAAGACCUAUUAGCAGUUAUUCAUAUAGGACAACAUUAUCUCAAGCCUAGACUUAUAAAAAACUUAAUAUGCAUUGA
Molecule: messenger RNA, 1653 nt
Organism: Stylonychia lemnae
Lineage: Eukaryota; Ciliophora; Spirotrichea; Sporadotrichida; Oxytrichidae
Source: the annotation of a GenBank genome assembly